Dovyalis caffra is the source of this 1929-nucleotide messenger RNA. The record is from the annotation of a GenBank genome assembly. Lineage: Eukaryota; Viridiplantae; Streptophyta; Magnoliopsida; Malpighiales; Salicaceae.
AUGAGUGGAGAAGGAAAAGUGGUGUGUGUCACUGGAGGGUCUGGAUACAUAGCUUCAUGGCUAGUCAAGUUCUUACUCAAGCGCGGUUAUACUGUCAAAGCCACUGUUCGUGAUCCAAAAAGACUCCACUUGUUUAAAGCAAAUUUGAUUGAAGAGGGGUCUUUUGAUCCUGUAAUUGAUGGAUGUGAUGGUGUCUUUCAUAUGGCCUCUCCUGUAUUUGUCGUAACAAAUGACCCACAGGCAGACUUGAUUGAACCUGCAGUACAGGGAACUCUAAAUGUUCUCAAGUCAUGUAAAAAAUUUCCUUCUGUCAAGAGAGUGAUUCUAACAUCUUCUAUGGGAUCUGUUUUUUUCAAUGGAAAACCUUUGACCCCUGAUGUGGUUGUGGAUGAGACUUGGUUUUCGGAUCCUGCCUUUUGUGAGUCAAAGAAGCUUUGGUAUAUGGCUUCAAAAACUUUAGCCGAGGAAGCUGCUUGGAAAUUUGCUAAAGAAUAUGGAAUCGACAUGGUCGCAAUGAAUCCAGGGUUUGUGAUUGGUCCUCUCUUACAGCCAACACUUAACUUCACUGUGGAGAAGUUUCUAAACCACAUUACUGGAGCUACAUUCCCUAAUGAAAUGUAUAGAUUUGUCGAUGUUAGAGACGUUGCAUAUGCACACAUUCAAGCUUUUGAAAUACCUUCAGCUGGUGGGAGAUAUUGUAUAGUUGGACAAGUUGGACACUUCUCUGAGGUUUUGGAGAUUGUGCAUGAAUAUUACCCUACUUUGCAUCUUCCUGAAAGAUGCGAAGAUGACAAGCCCUUUCCGCCGAGAUAUUGGGUAUUGUUGGAGAAAGCACAAACUUUGGGAAUUGAGUUCACUUUUCUGGACAGGACUGUAAAGGACACCAUUGAAAGUUUGAAGGAGAAGGCUCCCUUGUUAGUUGCCGGGGCAGUUGACACUGACACAGAGAGGAUGAGUCGAGGAGGAGAAGGGAAGGUGGUGUGUGUAACAGGAGGGUCAGGUUACAUAGCAUCAUGGCUACUUAAGCUCUUGCUUCAACGUGGCUAUACCGUCAAAACCACUGUCCGUGACCCAAAUGAUCCAAAGAAAGCUGAACACUUACUUGCUCUUGACGGAGCUAAGGAAAGACUUCGUUUGUUCAAAGCUAAUUUAUUGGAAGAAGGGUCUUUUGAUCCUGUUGUUGAUGGAUGCGAAGGUGUUUUUCAUACCGCUUCCCCUGUUUCUUUCUCACCCACUGGCGACCCACAGUUUGACCUCAUAGAUCCUGCCUUGAAAGGAACAUUAAAUGUUCUUAGAUCAUGUGCAAAAGUUCAUUCUAUCAAGAGAGUGAUUAUAACGUCUUCAACCGCAGCAUGUGUAUAUAGUGGAAAACCUCUGAACCCUGAUGUGGUGAUUGAUGAGACCUGGUAUUCAGAUCCAGUUAUCUGUGAGGAAUUGAAGGCUUGGUAUCCGCUUUCGAAAACCUUGGCUGAGGAGGCUGCUUGGAAUUUUGCAAAAGAGAAUGCAACUGACUUGGUUAUAAUGAAUCCAUCAUUUGUGAUUGGCCCUCUUUUACAGCCAACUCUUAAUUACAGUGUGGAGAUGAUUCUCAACCUUGUUAAUGGAGGUGAGACAUACCCAAAUGCAAAUUAUAGGUGCAUAGAUGUUAGAGAUGUUGCAAAUGCACAUAUUCAAGCUUUUGAAAUUCCUUCAGCUAGUGGGAGAUAUUGUUUGACAGCACAUGUCACAACCUUUUCUGAGGUUCUAAAGAUCAUCCAUGAAAAUUAUCCUACUUUGCACCUUCCUCAAAAAAGUGAAGAAGACAACUCCAUGCCAUACCAGGUGUCCAAGGAGAAAGCAAAGACUUUGGGUAUCAACUUCACUCCACUGGAUGUGUCUCUUGUAGACACUAUUGAGAGCUUGAAGGAGAAGGGCUUUCUGAAAAUCUGA